AGAGAUGAUUCCCAGAACUAUGCCUCAGGCAUCAACAACUUAAAGUUGGAGCCCCUCCUUCUGAAUCAGGACUAGCCUCAACGUCACCGGUCUGAUUGUCUGAUGCAAGCACGACCAACUUCCUUUUUUCUAUUUUUCUUUUGUGCGUGUUUGUUUUUUUUGCUCCCUGGGGAAUACAAUCAACACAGACAACCGACUUGUCCAUGAAGCCAGUGGCAUAAUCACCUAAUCAGUUGGCAGAAUGCCUUCUUCAACAUGCCAUCUCCCCAACGGACAUACCUUUUCGGUGACGCCAGUCUUUGGAGGUGUAACUUUCAAGGAAAUAGAUGCCUGCGUCCACAAUCCGGCAUUUCCUCCCGGAUGGACGGUUGUUAUUCAUACCGAGAAAUUGAUUGAGGAGGACCAUGCCAAUGAGGAGCGCAAAUCGCACGAAGAGAAUAAUACUAAUGAUAAUGAUAAUAAUCACGAUACCAAUGCAGAGAAAACGACCGCGUCAGAGCCCAAAGUCCGCAUUUCUGCGUUCAGAAAACCCACGUUGCGGAAUGAUUGCAUAUUUAUUUCUUCGAUAAACGAUCCUAGCGAUUUCAAAACUCCCGUCUCGCCGUCCCGUCAAAUCGCCAUGAUGCUCUGGGCGACGCUCUGGUGGUACUUUCAUGAACCAGAGCCGGAUCUUCAUCUCUUAACCGAAGCUUCAGCGGGUACAGCAGAGUCGGGCAGACCAAAGGGCGAGUGGAGGGUGAAUAUCAAAAGAGAGGGCGUUUUCAAAGGGAGAAAUCUGUUGCAGAAACUAGAGCGCAUGGGUUUAAUUGCCAAUGAAGAUUCAUCAGUGGGAAUAGAGCCACUCGAUGCUCGAAAUCCGGCCCAUUGCUCCCGAAUGUUUGCGAGUCGUCGAAGCUUUUGGCAAUUGGAUCCUCGCAUUUUUAUUUUCACGUCGACUCCAGCCAAUAUAUCGCCCGGGAAUACUGGUUCGUUGUCACCUGUCACUUCGCCUUAUGGUUCUCGGCCUGCUUCUCCAAAUCUGGAGACACUUCGGCUCGUGGAUGCCAGUUUGACGGCUUCCGUCGAUAAUCCUCCUCCCAUUCACAUACUUAAUACGAUCAGUGGACCCUUCCAUUCGGGUAGUCAUUUACCGACUUAUUUUCCACCAGCCCCGACACAGUACAUAUUCACAAACGGUGUUCGGCAUCCUCUCCGGCAACGACCUCCACAUCAGGGAGAGACAUUCUAUGUGCGCUAUGUCCCGAGUGUGGGACAGUACCUUUCGUUUCGCGUACCAAUACUUAACACGGUGAAAACGAGCGGUCUGCAUCACAGCCAUAGCGCAUCGACUGCGUCAUGUCGAGGCCCGAUCAGCCCUUCGCAGGGAUCAUCUGAUGUGGACCUGAUACACAAAUGGAUGAAUGUCCCACGUGUCAAUGCAGCAUGGGGUGAAGCCGGGUCAAAGUCAAAGAUAGAAGAAUUCCUGAAGCAAGGACUCAACAGUCGGCAUAGUUUCCCGGUCAUUGGAUGCUGGAAUGGUAAGCCCUUUGGCUAUUUUGAGGUAUACUGGGUUAAGGAGGACCGGUUUGGGCGACUGCUGAACAGUGUCGGCAAUUACGAUCGAGGAUUGCAUGUGCUGGUUGGUGAAGAUGAGUUCCGUGGUGCUCAUCGCGUACCUAUCUGGCUCAGUUCGCUGGUACAUUAUUGCUGGCUGGCUGACCCACGUACGGAGACUGUCUUGUUGGAGCCUCGAGUGGACAAUCAAAAGCUUAUCUCUUACCUACUGGAACUAGGCUUCUACAAAGAAGGAGAAGUCACCUUCCCACACAAGCAAUCUGCAGUCAUGAAGAUCAAUCGUGAUAGUUGGAACCAGCCAGCAUUGUGAAGUCGAACUGGUUUCUCUCAGAAAAUUCCUGAACUUUCUAUGGUACCAGCAUAUAGACUUGGUUGAUAUACCCAUUUUGUUUUUGAUGUUCUAUAUUUAGCUGUGGCGAAUAUACUGCCUAUAUCAUCCGAUGUUAAACUAUAAACGAGAGUCUUGCCACAAACUAAUGCAGUUUUGCGUAAUUUUAUUUAG
This is a messenger RNA of Talaromyces stipitatus ATCC 10500, 2056 nucleotides long. RefSeq names its product siderophore biosynthesis protein, putative. NCBI's taxonomy places the organism in Eukaryota, Fungi, Ascomycota, Eurotiomycetes, Eurotiales, Trichocomaceae. Bases 242 to 1864 code for a protein of 540 amino acids. The transcript is spliced from 2 exons. The record is from RefSeq and is a predicted model, not a curated record. Gene Ontology annotation, biological process: siderophore biosynthetic process.